Meriones unguiculatus (Mongolian gerbil) is the source of this 6109-nucleotide messenger RNA. It is a transcript of the gene Znf169, whose product is annotated as zinc finger protein 169. Bases 223 to 2370 code for a protein of 715 amino acids. Gene Ontology annotation, molecular function: DNA-binding transcription factor activity, RNA polymerase II-specific; RNA polymerase II cis-regulatory region sequence-specific DNA binding. Lineage: Eukaryota; Metazoa; Chordata; Mammalia; Rodentia; Muridae. The record is from RefSeq and is a predicted model, not a curated record. The transcript is spliced from 5 exons. Gene Ontology annotation, biological process: regulation of transcription by RNA polymerase II.
AAUGCGCGCGCGUCAUCCCGGCCGGUGUACUUCCGCAUCCUGCAGUCGUCACCUGAGCGAGUACACGGUCCUCCUGCGGGUCUGGUGAGCGAGUGUGCGGACCACCCCGGCUCCUGCAGAUCUCUCCAGGCGGAGAAGAUUCCAGAGAGCUGGCGCGGGCCACCCACAAGAUUGCACUCUGAAAAUAGACUCCGUCAGGGGGAUUAUUCUGGUGCGUGGGAAAUGGCCCCCGGGCUCCUGACAACCAGGGACAAGGCAUUAAUGGCCUUCCAUGAUGUGGCUGUGGCCUUCAGCCAGAUGGAAUGGGAACUGUUGAGUCCAGCUCAGAGGACCCUGUACAGGGAGGUGAUGCUGGAGAACUACAGCCACCUGGUGGCCCUGGGAAUUGUGUUUUCCAAACCGAAACUCAUCACACAGCUGGAGCAAGGGGCGGAACCCUGGAGAGAUGGCAGUGGAUGCCUUUUGGACCUUUGUCUAGAACCCAGGAUGGAAUUAGAGGCCCAUGUCCCCUGCCCGAUACCCUUUGCCAGUCCGGAAGUCCUCCGAGCGUGUGUGCCGAGCGGACAGCCCCCUCACGCCUGCCCUGGCCCACCGGCAGGCAGCAGGCUGCAGUCGGAAGCUGCGGGCUGCCCCCACGGCGGAGGAGACGAGGAGGGAGACAGCGGCGACGCCCUCCUGCAGAGGGCGAGCCCCAGCCCGUGCCGCGGCCACGCAGCCUGCUGGGCGGAGGGCAGCGGGACGCGGACGAACCCCGGCCUGGCGCAGGCAGGGCUCCCCGACAGGGCGGGCGCGGUGUGGCGGGGACCCGGGGAGCCCCAGCCCGGAGCGCUCCUCCACGGAGCCUUCCCGCUGGCCCCGGCCUUUCCUGACUUCGGUCGGGGCUUCUGCCAGGGGUCGGAGGUCACGCCGCCGCAGCCGCCGCCCGGGGCGGAGAAGCCUUACUCGUGCUCCGAGUGCGGGCACCAGUUCGCCCACAAGGCCUCGCUCACCGUGCACCAGAGGAAGCACUCGGGGGAGAAGCCGCACGUGUGCGAGCAGUGCGGGCGGGGCUUCAUGUACGUGUCGUCGCUCAACAGCCACAAGAAGGUCGUCCACUCCGGGGAGCGGCCGCUGGCGUGCGCCGAGUGCGGCCGCGGCUUCCGCCAGCAGAUCGACCUCCUGCUCCACCAGCGCACCCACCUGGACCAGAAGCCGUUCGCCUGCCCCGAGUGCGGCCGCGGCUUCUGCCGGAAGGCCUCGCUCAUCCAGCACCGCUGGAGCGCGCACUCGGGCGAGAACCCCUUCCUGUGCCCCGUGUGCGGCCGCGGCUUCCGGCUGCUGUCCAGGCUCCUCACCCACCAGGUCACGCACUCGGGCGAGAAGCCCUACGUCUGCCCCGACUGCGGGAAGCGCUUCGGCCAGAGGGGCACGCUCAUCCGGCACCAGAAGACGCACACCGGGGAGAAGCCGCAUGUGUGCCGCCAGUGCGGCUGGGGCUUCACGCAGAAGGUCAACCUCGUCCGGCACCAGCGGGUCCACGCCGAGGUGAGGCCCUACCUGUGCCCCGAGUGCGGGCGCGCCUUCGAGUUCAAGUCCCUCCUCACCAGGCACCGGAAGACGCACACCGGGGAGAAGCCCUACGUGUGCGCCCAGUGCGGCCGCGGCUUCAGCCAGAAGUUCAACCUCCUCGGCCACCAGAGGGUGCACGCGGGGGAGCUGCCUUUCCUGUGCCCCGAGUGCGGGCGCGCCUUCCUGAAGAAGGCCACGCUCGUCCGGCACCAGCGGACCCACGCGGGCUGGGAGAAGCCCUACCGGUGCGCCGAGUGCGGGCGCGCCUUCGAGUUCAAGUCCCUCCUCACCAGGCACCAGAAGACGCACACCGGGGAGAGGCCGCACGUGUGCGCCCAGUGCGGCCGGGCGUUCAGCCAGAAGUUCAACCUCAUCGGCCACCAGAAGACGCACACGGGGGAGAAGCCCUACGCGUGUCCGCAGUGCGGCCAGAGUUUCAGGCAGAAGUUCAACCUCCUUCGGCACCAGAGGAUCCACACCGGGGAGAAGCCGUUCCUGUGCGCCGAGUGCGGGCACGCCUUCGGGAAGAAGGUCUCUCUCCUCCGGCACCAGAGGACCCACGGGGAGGAGAAGCCCUACCGGUGCCCGGAGUGCGGGCGCGCCUUCGAGUUCAAGUCCCUCCUCCUCAGACACCAGAAGACGCACACGGGGGAGAAGCCCUACGUGUGCGCCCAGUGUGGGAAGGCGUUCAGCCAGAAGUUCAACCUCAUCGGGCACCAGAGGAGCCACACGGGGGAGAAGCCCUACCCGUGCCCCCAGUGCGGGCGCGCCUUUGGUUUUAAGUCACUUCUCACCAGGCACCAGAGGACACACUCCAAGUAGGAGCCUCCUGUGGACAUCCUGUGAGGUUAGGGGCUGCAUGGGGUGUCACCUCUGGCUAGAGGACUCGGGCCAGUCUGUAGGGAAGCCAUGUUUUAACUCUGCCCUCUUUAGACUUGCUCUGGGAAGGAGUCCGCAGCGUGCAGGGAUUGUGGGGGUGGCGUUAGCCGGAAGUUUGACCUCCGCAGACAUCAACUCCGAGCAGGAGAAGUGUUUGGCUGGCCUGUUGUCUUCCUUUCCCCAGGAGCGUAAGGCUGGCAGAAAUCACUAGUGACUGUUCCGCUUUCCUGAAAUGGAGUAGGGGGAAUAUCCUUGUUUGUUCACGAAAUCAUUGGUUUAUGGUUUACUUUCUUCAGUUAGCAGUAUGUGUUAGUUCUCCAAAGCUCCCUAACAAAAUACUGCAAAACAAAACAAACAAAACGAAAACUUACUUUGCCACAUAUGUGGAGCCUGGGAGUCAUUUGUCAGGCUGGCUCAGGUGUGGGCCACGCCUCUCCACAGCUGUUGGAGGCCUUCCUGCUUCGCCUUGUUGGCACAGGACCCUCUCUCCUGUACAAGCUUCUCUAACUUUGAUUACUUUUUAAAUGUAAUUUUAAAGAUCUAAUCACUUUUUGCUCAAUAAUUCCCUGAACUUAUCUCUGCCCUCAUGUUUUGUUAGUUGCAGCAAGAGCAAGUAAGGCCACGCUUUGAUAAUCUGUAGGGCUCUCAUCUGAGUAUUUUGUACUUAUAUUUCUUAAAAUACCCCCUUUUGGGGCCAUCAAGAUGGUUCAGCAGAUAAAGGCAUGUGCCACAGAAGCCUGGGUACCUGAGUUUGAUUCCUGGAAUCCACACAGAAGGAGAGAACCAGCUCCACCUCCAUACACGCUGUGGCCUGUGUACUCGCUAGUGACCAUAAACACUUCAUCCUGUAAUACACGAGCAUCCAAUUCAGCCAAGUUCCUUGCCACUGUGUGGCAAGGAUUCUGUACCCAGUCUUUUUCCACCCUUCAUCCUCCCCCCAGCCCCUAUCACCAGCUGGGAAAGAAGGCUAGAGGGAAGGAGGGAGGAAGGAAGAGAGAGAUCCAUUUCUAAUUUGUUUCUUCUUUGAGCACGACUGCUAACAAACUACAACCAACUCCACCUAGCUUCGCCCUAGCAUUAUGUACCCUCUGAAAAAGUCCCAGAAUUCCGUAUGUCAAACAAUUGAAGAAAGUAUCUGCAGCUGGCAAAACCACGCUUCUGCUAGAGCACGAGGCAAAUUAUAGUCACCUGCUGCGAAGCAGCUCAUAUCGACACACCUGGGAUGCAAACGAAAACAUUUUUAGAAUAUUUCUGUAUUUUUAAAAAGAAACCGAAAUUUUAGAACUCUUACUGUAGGAUACCGGUUUUUAAGUCAGGUGUACCUGAUUCCUGUCGGAGACCUUGUCAGAAUUACUUCACACAUGCACCUCAAAUGGAUUCUAGCCUCCACAUACAUAAUUCCAAGCCAUGAACACAUUUUUAGGUUUGUUAUGACAAUAUCUCACUCUUGGUUCUAAAAUCCGUAUUAGCUAGGGUUACCAUAGCACUUUCCCCGUUACUUCUCUUCUCUUUCCCCAUUCUUGCCCCCAACCCCAUCCCUUCCUACCUUCAUUUUUUUCAGACAGGGUCUCAUGUAGCCCAGGAAGGCCUUGAGCUGACCAUGUAGCCAAGAUUGGCGUCAAACCCCAUGCUGGGUUUACACGUAUGUGCAACAAUGCCCAACCUUUCCAGUCUUACAAGGACACUUCAUAUUAGAUUAGGCCCAGACCUUCCACAUUUCUGAACCUCUUUAAAUGUUCUACCUCCAAACACAAUCACAUCAUCGCAGCUUUAACACACGAACCGAGCUUGGAGUGGGACAUGGUUCAACACAACAGUAUUCUCCCUCCGUUCCCAAAGUUGUGACUAGCCAUCAGCUCCGGCCAUUCCCUUCCUCCACAGUGGUAGAGAUGUCAGGAACCACUAGUAAAUGCUCUGCUUUUCUGAUGGGGAGGGAGGAGAGUUGCAUUUCCUCCCCCAUCAUGAGGUACUCGAUGUGUGCUUUUUACAUGGCAGCCCUCUGUACUUCAUACUCUUUAAAUAAACUGGUUCUCUGCAAAGCUGCUCACCCAGCUCUAGACUGCACUGUGAUCUACUGUGGAGUAUUCCCUGGCAUUGAACUUCUUGGGAGCCAUGGAGCAUUUACACUGCACAUUCAUUCUGGGUCCUGUCUCUUUAAAGUGAGUAAUGUCUUGAACCUCACUUUCUUGAAAGGUUCUCCAGUGUGGCUGUCCUGGAACUCACUACAUGGACCACGCUGGCCUUGAAUUUGGAGAUUUGCCUGUCUCUGAUGCCCUAGUAUUGGGAUUAAAGGCCUGUGCCACCACUGCCCAGCCAGGCAUUUGUUCUUAUCCUGUGUGCAUCCCGAAGGCUCAUCUCAUUUAGUUGUGCCCGCAUGCCAGUGGUCCAGCCUGAGGAGUCACACCCUUCAGUCCCAAACUUCCGUAGUCCUCCAGCCAGGAGUGAGGCAUCAGAGGCUACCAACCUUUUACAUCUAGCCCCAGGCAAUACUUCUCAAGUCCCUUUUCUCUAAUCUUCAGAGUCAAAGGUCCUUAAUCCUGAAAAGUACACACUCUAGGUUUGGCCCCAGCCUGGUCCCCAUGACGUCACAUUCACCAUAGGAUUGGUCAGGACUUGGAACGUUUCCUGGCUCAGGUGAGGUUUCCCCAGAAUGAAACCAAACGAUUUCAGUGAAGAGUCAGAGCCUGGGGAGGAUGGAUGGAAGAAUGGUAAAUGGGUAUCACUGGCCCUGCCAUGCACCUGGGGAUGUCCAGGCUUGCUUGGUAUCCUGGCCAGCCUGACGGGGGGCUAGGAAUAUCUGGGGAUGGGACCUUACUUCGGAGCCUCUUUGCCUCAUCUUCUCAAGUGGCCUGGACUGAAAGUGACGUGUGUAUGUGGUGUGGAAUCGGUUCACAUCAAAAGUUUUAAAUUUCAUUUUCCAAGUGGACACCAACAUAUGUAUCUACCAUUUACCUCAGUAGUUUGAUCAAAUCUACCUCUCGUUCCCUUUCAUCUAAUUCCUCCUCUCUCCAGCAAGCUUUUCCUUUCCAACUUGAUGUGCUUUCUGUCUUAAAAGAAAAUUUAAUAACCAUGCUUCUAGUUGCUUUUCUGUUGCUGUGAUAAAACACCACAACCAGAGGGAACCUAAGCACGAGAGAGUUCAUGUUGAGUGACGUCUCCAGAGGGAUGAAGAGUCUGUGAUGGUGGGCUGGAGGCUUGCUAACGAGGCAGCAUGGCGGCUGGGCGGGACGCCGAGAGCUCGUGCUUUGCUGUGAGCGCGAGGUGUAGGGCACAGCACUCUUAAAAGCUCACCCCAGGAACCUCCCAACCUUCCUGAACAGCACUGCCAAGUGGGGACCCAAUGUUCAAACGCCUGAGAGUCUGGGGUACAGCUUCUCAUUCAAAUCACCACACCCCUUCCCCAGCCAUGCUGGGGAGCUUUGGCUGGUGAUGUUCAAAGUCUUGUGCAUCCGGUUGCACGGCUGGGCGUUCACGUGUGCAGCUGUACUGUCUGGCACAAACACUGUUUUGCUCCAGAGCCUCCCUCUGGCUCUUAUAAUCUCUCUGCCCCUCCCCCAACCCCUUUUUGUGGGCCUUUAUAUUAAUUUCCAAGUACGGCAAAAAGAGGAUUCUCAGAUGAGGGCUGAGAAGUGCACGAAUACGAUACGUAGGUAUAAAAAUAAGAAAUCUGGGGCUGAAAGUU